AUGCAUCUUAAUCAUGCUGUUGUAAAUAACAACUAUACUGUCUUUAUUGGUGCAUCAUAUAAUACAGAACCACCAUCUUGUUAUUCCAUAGAUUUCGAUGCAGCGUCGGCAUCAAACUCAAGUAAUAAGGCUGUCAAGAUUGAUUUGCCAUCGACUGUCCAAUGCAAACUUCUUACUAGUCGCACGUGUGUUGGUUCAUGUGAUGGCAUAUUAUGCUUUUCUCGUCAGAAUAUAUUAAACGAUUCCAUUACAAUUUGCUUAUGGAACCCAUCUACUCAAGAAUAUAAGGAGAUAGUUAAAAAAUAUGAUGGAUUUGUUGCGGCAUAUGGAUUCUGUUACGAUGGUAAGAUUGAUGAUUACAAGUUGAAACUAAUAUAUGAUAAAAACCCUGAUUUCUCUGAAAUUCAAGCUUACACGCUUGGUUCAAAUUCAUGGAAGAAAAUAGGAAACACUCUUUCUGUAUAUUACGGUACGUAUUCUAGUCAUCUUGUAAAAGGAGCAAUGCGUUGGUUAGCAAGAAAGGUCAUAGUUACCGGUGAUCAACCAGCAGUAACUAUGGUUAUAGUUCCUUUUGAUAUAGCUGAAGAGACAACCAAGAUAAUCCAAAUACCAAGUUGCUUUUCAGAGUUGAAGAUUAAAUGCAAAUUUAGCAGUAAUUCAAGGGUGGGUGUGCUUGGAUAA
Messenger RNA from Papaver somniferum (opium poppy), 681 nucleotides. Its product is annotated as F-box/kelch-repeat protein At3g06240-like. The record is from RefSeq and is a predicted model, not a curated record. Lineage: Eukaryota; Viridiplantae; Streptophyta; Magnoliopsida; Ranunculales; Papaveraceae. Bases 1 to 681 code for a protein of 226 amino acids. The transcript has a single exon.